AUGUUUCGUCCCAAAAAGAAGAAAGAGCUCUCCUUGAUGGAGGAACUCAAAGAGCUCGAGCUGCUAGAAGAGGGAGAGAUGGUCGACAUCCCGGACCUAGAAAACGACGACCUCAUUCAAGAAAACUCUCUUAGCGUGAUUGUACGAUGCCUCAACCCUACUGUACACAAAGUCGGUGGCCUCGUCAAAGCCCUUCCCCCGAUAUGGGGCUUGGAAGAUAGAGUUCAUGGAAGAGGAGUGGGAGCAGACAGAGUCCAGUUCAUCUUCCAAUCGGACAUAGACCUUCACCAUGUACUCACGAGAGGCCCUUGGUUUGUGAAUGGCUGGAUAGUUUCUCUUGACCAAUGGUCACCCUCCCCAUCUCCAGAUUUCCUCCACAAAAUCCUAUUCUGGAUCGGAGUCCGAGGACUCCCCGUCCAUCUCCUAAAGAAGCAAGCCGUCGACAGUCUCAUUGGACCUCUGGGAAAGAUAGAAAAGGUAGAGCUGCACGCCAAGAACUCUACCUCCGUGGAAUACAUUCGAACUCAAGUAUGGAUCAAUACAGAUGAGCCACUCCAGUUCAGGCGUACAGCUCGCUUCAAGUCAGGAGAAGUAAUACCUACUGAGCUGGAAUAUGAGAGACUCAUCAAAGUCUGCUUCCUCUGCAAGCACCUCACGCAUGAUCAAACAAAGUGCCCCUAUCAAGUUCUACCCCAGGAGCAGCAUCAGAACGUCGCCGUACCACGACGAAGCAACCAGACCCAAGGAGGAUCCCUGAGAAAAGACCAACAAGGUGGGCAAAACUCCAAAGCGACAGUAAAAGCUCCCCGAACAACUCACUCUCGAGCAACUCAAUCUCGCGCAACAAGUCGCAGAGAAACAAUACCUGCUGCAGCUCCAUACAGGAAGACGAGCCAGAAAGGGAAGGCUAUCGCUGGAGAAUCAAGAAAAAUAUCCGUGCCUUGCAGUAGAGCUACGUCCCCUCCAGAGGCUAACAGAGAUUUGGUAUCAGUCUUUGAGAGAUUAGGAAAUGCAGAACCUAACUCCCCCUGCAUCGCUGAGCAUGAUAGAACUGCUGAGGCAAGAUCAAGUCACUCCAAGGACUCCUCUAACCACAAAGAAUCUCAAGAAGGACGUUCAAGCAAGGGAAGUAGAAGCCGUCCCUCAGUUUUCGAACGACUCGGAUCACACUCACAGAACACAGCAGAGGGCACAAAGAACCUCAGAGAAGUCCUAUCUUCAAAGAGAAGAAGGCUCAGUAACAGCGGGGACAGGAAAGCAAAGAAGCCUCGAACAGAAACCCAUGAAGCUUCAGUGUUUCAAAGACUAGGCACCAAAGAAAGCGGGUCUGGAGAGAAAUCAGUAGAAGUUCCAGUUCAUUCUGCUCAAGUAGCAGCUACACGCCCUCGCCAUUCUGUCCGUAGGAUAGUAUUGGGGAGCGGUAAAAUCUUGGAAGAAGGGUUGAUGGAUAAUUCCAACCCUUCAAAGUCAAUAUGA
Brassica napus (rape) is the source of this 1476-nucleotide messenger RNA. RefSeq lists its product as uncharacterized. The record is from RefSeq and is a predicted model, not a curated record. The coding region runs from base 1 to 1476 and encodes 491 amino acids. Lineage: Eukaryota; Viridiplantae; Streptophyta; Magnoliopsida; Brassicales; Brassicaceae. The transcript has 2 exons.